AUGAAAAUGUAAACAAUCCGAACUAUUGAUUUCAGCAAGGCAAAUAAAUAGAUAAAAGAUCUUUCUCAUAAAUUUCUGUAGAGUAAAAUGCUUAGAAAGAACAAAGAGAAUUGUAACCCAAAUACAAUUGUUUAAGAGAGUGCGGCUAAAUUACUAUUAGAAGCCCUCCAAAAACCAAUUCUAAGAAACUUGAGAGAGUUGAUAAGGAUAAAAGAAUCAGUAGUUUGUGAUAGAAAUAUCUUUGAUGAAGUAUGUUCAAUGGGAGUGAGCGAAAAUUUAGAUGUAGGAGAAGGAUUCAAGAUUUCAUUUGCUAAUUUAAGUAUCAAAUAGGAAAGCAUUGUAGAUUGUGAGAGUAUUUAACCAACAAAUGCUCCAAUUCUAUUGUUUAUGGUACUUCAAAACAUUAGAAAGAAGAAGAUGAUUAUUUCAUUUUAGGAAAUCAAAUUUUUUAUAUUGUAAAGGAAUUUAUGCUCAGUUAAUAAGAAAUUGUAAUAUGCUAAAAAAGAAUAAUUAAGAAAGAUACUUACAAAUAAAAUGAAAUAAGAACAAUUAUUAAUGUAAGUAUAUUUGAAGUAUUGGUCUCAACAAACAUAACUUUUAAUAUUUUUUGAUCAUUUUGGAUCUAAGAUUAAAAAAAUUUAUAGAAAUAAAUUAAGUUAAUACUUUCAUACUAUGAAAUAAUAAAUAAAAAGAAGAGAGGGUUUAAAAAGAUUAACAAGGUUUAUAAAUAUUAAAUUAUUUGAAUAUGAAUAAUUAUUGAAUAAAAUCUAUAAAAAUUUGCAUUUGUAAAAGUGUUUAUAGAAGGUAUUCAAAAAGUAAAUUCAAUUUUCAUUUUAGCAAAUUCAAUGUUUUAAAUAAGAAUCUCCAAUUUUAUUUGAGUUAUUGUAUUAAUAUCAAAAUAAGCAAUAGAAAUAAAGUAUUAAAUUAUUAUAAUUACACUCAUUGAGAUAGAGAAGGAAAAUGAAGUCAUUUUAAUAUGGAUUGUAAGAUUUAGAGAAGAUUUUAAAGAAAUUAGAUUGUAAAUGGGGAUUUGGAAAAUUAGAAAAAAAUUAAAAUAAAAAUAAUAAAAGAAUGUUAUUACCUACAAAAUAUUUAUUUAUGAUACUUAAAAAGUUAUAAGAUAAAUAAAGGAAUUGGGUUUUGCGCAAAUUAAAUUAAUGA
Molecule: messenger RNA, 1161 nt
Organism: Paramecium sonneborni
Lineage: Eukaryota; Ciliophora; Oligohymenophorea; Peniculida; Parameciidae
Source: the annotation of a GenBank genome assembly